Molecule: messenger RNA, 255 nt
Organism: Naegleria fowleri
Lineage: Eukaryota; Heterolobosea; Eutetramitea; Acrasida; Naegleriidae
Exons: 1
Coding region: 1-255 (84 amino acids)
Source: RefSeq, a predicted model, not a curated record
AUGUCCAAUGUUUCACAAAUUCCAUCACCCAAUGUUCUCAUUGAAGGUAAAUACAUUACUCUCCAACCGUGUAAUCCUUCUCAAGACGCUCCCGAACUCUACGAAAUGAGUCAUGGCUCUCCUGAGAAGGAAAGUAUUUGGGAAUAUUUAUAUAUGGGUGGUUCCAAAGUGCCAUUUCACAGUGUUCAGGAUUUUCAACAAUUCAUGGAGAAGCGUGUCGAAAGAUGGUUUCUCGAGGAAUACCGAAUGGUAUAG